This is a messenger RNA of Hyposmocoma kahamanoa, 2534 nucleotides long. Its product is annotated as beta-hexosaminidase subunit beta-like. Gene Ontology annotation, molecular function: beta-N-acetylhexosaminidase activity. The transcript is spliced from 11 exons. The record is from RefSeq and is a predicted model, not a curated record. Bases 321 to 1874 code for a protein of 517 amino acids. Gene Ontology annotation, biological process: carbohydrate metabolic process; ganglioside catabolic process; glycosaminoglycan metabolic process. Gene Ontology annotation, cellular component: membrane. NCBI's taxonomy places the organism in Eukaryota, Metazoa, Arthropoda, Insecta, Lepidoptera, Cosmopterigidae.
CUCAGCUAGUUUUUUCAUGAGCCACUAAAGGACAGCAGGGAAUAUCGAUAACAUCGCGCCAGAACGUCUAGACCAUGACUCACUAUUCAACAUUGCAAAUAAGCCUUUCAUGUUCUACGAGUAUUACGCAUUUACACAACAUUUGAAACUGCAAAACCAAUCCUCCCUCGAGAGGGUUGCCCCAUAAAAAUGCCAGGGACUAGGAAGCGAUUGCAACUCAGCCUUACACCAGUACUAAAUUUUUGGACACGGUUUAUUGUGCAAAGCGCAAAUAACAAGGCGAGUUAAGAAAACUACCCGGAUUCUCUUGAUACACUGAAAUGUACAAAUGGACAACAUAUUGUCUACUAUUUGCAUUUAUUCUAAUAUUAAGUGCCAUUGUCAACAGCCUUUUAUGGGUGUUUUUAUUUGAUAGCGUAAUACCGAGUAAGGGAAAGGUGUGGCCAAAACCUAAACACAUAAUUCCGCAUGAUGUUAUAUAUCAAGUUAGGGGAAGGAAUCCUGAAAUAAUAGCAAUUGGUCACAACUGCAUCUUGUUAGACAAGGUCAUCGCCAGAGUGACUCAUGAUUUGGAUAUAUUAAAUGGCUUUGAUAUUCCUAAAGUCGACAAGUCAGAGAAGUAUAAAAGAAUAGCAAAACUAAAUGUCCUUUUGACUGAACCUUGUGAAGAGUAUCCUUAUUUAGGAAUGGAUGAAAGUUACGAACUGACAAUAUCAACAUCAUCUAAAUUACAAGCCACAUCAAUAUGGGGAAUCAUUAGAGGACUGGAGACGUUUGUGCAAUUGUUUUACAGCGAAAAUAAGAACGUCUUCAUUAGAGGUGAAACAAUAGUAGAUUAUCCAAACUACGAGCAUAGAGGACUAUUGCUAGAUACAGGCCGUCUUUUCGUACCUGUAUACAACCUUUUGAUGAUCUUAGACGGAAUGGCGAUGAACAAACUAAAUGUAUUCCAUUGGCACAUUUGCGAUAAUAUAUAUUGCCCUAUAAAAAGCGAGAUCUUCCCUAACAUGAGUUCUAAUGCACAGAACUUGUACACAAAGGACGAUGUCAAAUUUAUAGUCAAUUACGCAAGAGAACGGGGAAUAAGAGUUAUUCCAGAAUUCGAUGUACCAGGUCAUCAGACAGCGUUACAAAAAGUAUUCCCAAGCUUAUUCCUGCAUUGCAACAAUGAAGAGUCCGCUGAAUUGAUGAAUCCCACGUUGCCAGAAACCUAUAAUUUCCUGCAACGUCUACUGGGAGAACUAAAUACGUGGUUUCCCGAUGAUCACAUACAUUUAGGGGGAGAUGAAGCGCAUCCUGAAUGUUGGAACAAUCACAACGAAACUUUGAAAUAUAUGAAAGAAAACAACAUGUCCGUCGUUGAUUUACAAACGAUGUUUUAUCAAAAACUCGUGGAGCAAUUGAAGCCUGGUAUGAAACAGAUCGUUUGGCAGGACGUAUUUGACUACGGAAUUAAUAUGUCAACCCACGACAAUAUAGUGCAAGUUUGGAAUUAUAAUCCUCAAUCUGAAAUGGUUAAGCUAUUAGAAGCCGGUUACCAAAUUCUAUAUUCAUCGUUUUGGUAUUUAAAUUUCGAACCAAAGACAUAUGACUUCGGUAAUUACUACACUCAAGACCCUCGGAGUGCAAUCGAGUCCAGUACUAGCAAUGACCUCCUACAAAACAUAAAGGGUGGAGAAGCUUGUAUGUGGACAAAUUUUAUAACAGACCAUACUGUACUUUUAGAUUGGAUAUUCCCAAAAACCUGUGCCACCGCGGAAGUGUUGUGGAGUUUCACAAACGGAAGCAAAAUAAACUACGAGGGUUGGUCAAGAAUUUAUGAGCAAACGUCACGUAUGACGAAACGUGGAGUGCCUACAAAGAGGCCUGGAUAACCUGACCUUAUAACUUAUAUGUGCCUUUCUUAUACAACCACCGUCUUACCUGUGAUAUUGCUAUUAGGGAACAGAUGCAAAUACGUUGAAAAACCUAAAAUAAACGACCUAUUUUUUGUAUGUCAAGUUAUACGAUGUUUGCAGGGAUGCCAUUAUUCGUAAAAUUUUAAAUAAUCUUGUAGUUAUUGUCGACAGUUUUAUAGACGUAUUUCGAAAGGAGAUAAAAUUAUACAAAAAUGCAUGUCUCUAAAAAUCUCCAUUUUCUUAACAGACGGCGGUGAUUUCAUAUUACAUUUAACUUUUUGUGAAUCUUAAUUUAUAUUCAAAUGAAACCAGUAUUCAAUCGAUGGUCAAUAGAAUAUUUAUAGACUGCAAUCACCAGCUGUUUAUAAAUUGGCACAUUUGCGCAAUGAUCAUUUCAAUCAGUCUUGAAAAAAGUGGUUUAGGGAAUUCUUUGAAAUUCAUUUCGGGGUCAUUAAGUACAGGCCAAAACCAACUUACAAAAUUUCGAAUCUCAAAUUGGUUUUAUCAGGAAUCGGGUUUAAGAUCAUUCAAUCGCCCAUAGCCCUAAGUAGUAAGUAAGUAGCCGCAAUGGAAAAGUAUCGUAAGUCUUCUAUUAUAUUUUUAUGCUCGAGGAUAAUUAAUGAAUACAGUGUGAUG